Trichomonas vaginalis G3 is the source of this 1368-nucleotide messenger RNA. Its product is annotated as cellular macromolecule catabolic process. Lineage: Eukaryota; Parabasalia; Trichomonadida; Trichomonadidae. The transcript has a single exon. Gene Ontology annotation, cellular component: cytoplasm; nucleus. Gene Ontology annotation, molecular function: protein tag activity; ubiquitin protein ligase binding. The record is from RefSeq and is a predicted model, not a curated record. Gene Ontology annotation, biological process: protein ubiquitination; modification-dependent protein catabolic process. The coding region runs from base 1 to 1368 and encodes 455 amino acids.
AUGAGUUUGAAUUUGGAAGAUAUUGGUCAAAAUAUUGAACGAUAUAUAAAUGACGACAAGUUUCUAUCAUCAUUAAAAGCUAACCAAAUCUGCAAAAUCCUUGACAAUUCACGUUUAACAUCCAGUCAGUAUUCAACUUUAUUUUUUAAUCUUUCUAAAUAUUUUGGCAAAGUUGAUAUGCUUAUCAUUCUUAGUCACGCACACACCGACACAUUCCAAACUCGAAAUGAUGCUCGUCUUGUUUCCGACACAAUCUCAUCCGUUCUUGGCAUUAACACACUAAAUAAUUUGUUUUCUUUUUACGAAACAUCACAAAAAACUGAACCAGAAGAAAAGAAAAUCGCUGUCAUUGUCCAAACUUCAGCUGUAGACAAAAAAGUAUUUCAAAUUAGCCCUGACAAAACAAUUCUUGACCUCAAAAACCUUAUUUACCAAGAACUAUCCAUUAGACCCGAAGAUGAAGAAUUGUGUGAUGAUCAAUAUUUUGAUGAAAAUGAAAAAUUAAAAACUCUCAGUAUUAGAGAUGGUUCAUCUUUAUACUUGGUUUUCAAUACUGCAAGACCCUACUCCAACGAAUUUAAGAUUAAUAUUAAGACUCUCACAGGAAAAUGUUUUACGAUCGACAAAGUUAACAAAGAUACAAGAGUUAUCGACGUAAAGAACAGAAUUAGAAUCAAAGAAGGAAUGUGCAUAGGACAGCAACGCUUAAUUUUUGCGGGCAAUCAGUUACAAAAUAACGACACGCUAGGUUAUUAUAAAAUUCAAAAAGAUGCAACACUUCAUUUAGUUUUAAGACUUGCUGGUGCAAAACCAGUUAUUUAUUUGUAUCCAGAGGAAGAAACAGAUGUCACAGUCAACAUCAAAGCAAAGGAUGGUGAAUUUUCAUUUGUUUAUCCAUCAUUUGAUCAUGAUAGUACAUGGCAUGUUCAUGCAUUUCCAAAUGGUGAUCUUGUCCAUCAUGGUCAUCAUCAUCCAUGUCUUUUCUGGGAAAGUCUUUUCUACCCAUCAUUUGAUAAUAACAAUGGUAAUAACAAUGAUAAUGAAAAUGAUAAUGAGAAUAGAGAAGGCUUUGUUAUCGAAGGUCGUCAAGUUGUUUCAUUCUUUGAAGAUACUCUUCGUCAUAUUAAUCUUUCCGAUCGUGAGAUCUUCGACUUUAUUACAUUUUGGUGUCCUAAACUUAUCGACAUGAAAUACAUCAAGAUCACAUUCCACUUCGACGACUAUUGUUCACAGUUUCCUCUUUCUAUUUCUCCAUCUCCUCGACACGUCAACCGUAUUUUCUUUUGUGCUACUCCUCUUUCAACACAUAUUUCUCUUCGACGUCCAAAUCUUCCUAUAAUUUUUAUCACCUCUUUCUUUUAUGUUUAA